UGGCGGAUCGAUUGCUUGGAUUCCUGUAAACAAUCUGCAACAUGGCAAAAUAAAGUUUGCUUACUAAUUUAUUGCAGAAAAUGGCAACGUUGUUGAACACCACAACAUCUAAAGGAGCAGGAAAUUACAUCGGAGAAACCAAAAAGCAGCUCAGAGAUGGAUUUGGAGUAUACAAUUAUUCCAACAAGUUCUUCAGAUACGAGGGGGAAUGGAGCAAAGGGAAGAAACAUGGUCAUGGUAAGCUUGUGAUGGCUGAUGGCAGCUUCUAUGAAGGACAGUUCAUUGACGGGGAAAUCCAGGGGCAUGGAUUCCGCCGCUGGGCCAGUACAGGGAAUGAAUAUACUGGACAGUUUGUUAAAGGUGAACUGAAUGGCCAUGGAGUAAUGGUAUAUGGCGAUGGAUCACGAUAUGAAGGAGAAUGGAUUGAAAAUCGGCGGGAAGGAGAAGGUAAACUUACCAACAAAGAUGGAUCUAUCUAUGAGGGAUCUUUCCACAAACACAGAAGACAUGGUGAAGGAAAAUGGAUCCUAAGCGAUGGUGAUGUUUAUGAAGGAGACUGGGUCAAUGAUUUGCGCCAAGGACAUGGAAUCAUGAAAUUUGUGGAUGGAACUAUUUAUGGGGGUCAGUGGUGGGGAGAUGUUUUCAAUGGUGAAGGAUCCAUGUUUCACAAUUCUGGUGUCUCAUAUGAAGGAAUGUGGGUUAAUGGCAGACCUGAAGUGGAGACAGUGCAGAUCCGUAUAACUGGAGAUGAUCAUUUGGAAUUCACACAAGGAAGACCAUUUGGAUUUGAAGUUGAGUGUGUCACAGCUGAUGGGGAACCAACAAAUGAGGAAGGACGCUUGUUGCAGGUUACAGCUGGAAUAAGAGUUUCAUCGGGAAGAAAAUCAGCAGGUGGCAGUGAAAGUGACCUUGAUACAGUUAUGACACCAUUCGGAUUUGAAAUAGAGCCAUACCCCUUAACAGAAAUGCUUGGAGAGAUAGCAUCAAGUGAAUCUGUGUUCCCAGGAGCUGCCUCACAAGCCCCAAGUGUUAUGUCCAGCAGACCUGUCCAAGCAUCACCGCCAAAUGCAGAGGAACUUUCCAAACCCAUGGAAAAUAUACAGGUAACCGAUAUGUCUGAUGUUGGAGAUAAGGAUGGCUCAUUUGUUGAGGCUCAUGGUGAAUUGCCAAGCAGAACAGCUGCACCAUCUCAAGCCAGCACCAUGAUGCCAGCGAGCUAUGACAAGAAUGCAACUACUCAGGGAGAUGGGUCAUCUGAUCCUGGUGUUCUUAUGGUUCCUCCGGUGGCAGUUCUCCCUCCUCCUGUUUCUCCCGUGCGCACUACAGCAGGGAAAGCAUUGUUUGAAAAUCUCUACAUCCCACCCCUCCCCCCUGGGGUGAAACCCUUAAACAGUUUUGCUUCUCUACAGGCAUCUCCGCCGUCUGAAAUGCAAGCGGGCGUAAAAUUCGCAGAUACAAAAUCAAAGGACAAGCGUAGUCCUUUACUGAACGCGAACUUGCUCAAAGUUGUCAACCGAAGUGUUCCCUCGUCGGCAGUUUCAGACGGAAGGAAGAAGAAAGAAGCCUUAGCUGAUGUGGUGGACAAAGUAGACGGGAAAAGGAAGAAGGAAAAGAAAGAGGAAAAAGAUGACAAGUUUUGUAAACCUGGUGACUAUGUAAUAAUCGUUGAAGACGUAACAUCGCCACCAUUCCUCGACGUCACGCUAACUCCCGCGUUUCUUCACGUCAAAGUCACCCAGAAGAAAAGAGCGCAAAGUAAAAGAGAAUCGAGAAGAAACUAAAUCAAACAAUUUAUGGAUGCACGUUUUGCAGGAAGGUUGUAACUUAUUGAAUUUUGAGCUUUCCGUUCGUGGCUUCGUGUGGAUCACAGAGAGUGGAUAAAAACACACCAAUAAUGGUGAUGAGGAGAAGGGGAAAAACAACCAGUGGAGCGGGGAACUUUUCUGGAGGAGGUGGAAAGUUAAGGGGCUCCCUCACCCC
This is a messenger RNA of Pocillopora verrucosa, 1980 nucleotides long. Its product is annotated as MORN repeat-containing protein 1. NCBI's taxonomy places the organism in Eukaryota, Metazoa, Cnidaria, Anthozoa, Scleractinia, Pocilloporidae. The record is from RefSeq and is a predicted model, not a curated record.